UAUAUAUAUAUAUAUAUAGAUUGUGUGUUCUAUUGGAAUAAAUAUUAGAGUCGAUUCAAGAUGCCAGUGGGCACAGGUAUUAGCUAUAGUGAGCAACACACACAUACCAUCAACCUAUAAAUAACCAAUCAGUAUUCGGUACUCAAGUUUCGAGUUUUGUGUUCCAAGAAAUCCAGAAUAAGGGUUUCCUCUAGUUUCGGUGAUAAUCUCCCUUGAGAUUAUAAGAACUGAGGCGUUUUCAGAGUUCAACCGCCAUUGUCACUCUCCUCUAUACGUCUCAACUCCCAGAGUUAAGGCGAUUCGUGAAUCGAGACCCAUGGAAAACUUUCAUGGCGGUAACAAUUACUCCAAACCUUCAAGAAUAAAAAUUCCGCCGGGGAUGAAGACACAGCAGUUGAUGAUUGGGAGCAGCGGCCGUUACCAGACCAGUGCCAUUAGCGCAACCUUCGAUUCGUUUGCCGAUAAUCCUGACCACAACUCUUCGAUCAUUAGGUACUUGCGCUCUGGUUCUGCAAUCGCCGGAAAUCUUGCAUUGGCCGAAGAAAAGGUGAUCGAUGCUACAAAACAUUGUAAUCCGUUCCAUCAUUACGGCGGUAAUGGUAAUUCUGGACACAGCGGUUUCGUUUCCAGAGGAUUCGGAUCGUCGUCUGUGUUGUCGCCGAUGAAGAACAUGAUGGACCGGUCGUCGCAGGUUUACAGGACACCAGUGAAGGCGGUGGAGGGAGAGGAAGUUUUGGUAAUGGACGGAGUUCCGGUUAGUAACGGAGUUGGAAGCUCUCGCUACAGCUCCAAAAUUCAGGUUUCUUUCUUUCCCUGUUCUUUUAACUAUAAAAUAAUGUAUGUUUUGAUAAGGAAAAGUAGUUUCCGUAAGAACACAUCCAAUGCAGAGUUUUUAAUUUUGUGUCGUUUGUUAAUUCAAAAACUUUCAAGUAAUUUUAUCUUAUUAAAGAAAGUAUUAUAUGAAUAGUCAGUCGGGGCAUAUUUACCAAAAGUUGGAUAUUAGGGAAUACAACAUAUUUACGAUAUGUUAUGCCAAGUAGUCGGUUUUACAUUUUUGAAACAUUUAUAGUUGAUCCUUCUCAAAUAUUGGGGGAAGUAGAUAUGCUUUUUAAAGCUCUGAAGUCUUGAUUUUAGAGUCUGCUAAAGUGAAUAUAGUUACAGUACAUCUUUCUUUCUAUAAAAGACAUAUUUUGCAUUACCAUGGUGGUCUAAUCAAUACCCUUUACUAAAGAAGCUAUACUCGAAAGGAUUCUGGAACUGGUAUAUUCUCUCUAGUAAAAGUAUUUGGCUAGAUUGUUGCACAAGGAACCAAUUUUUUUUCAUUUGUUUUUAGUUGUUCUCUAGUUAUGGUACUAUGUUGUUUACCAUUGACUCUAUCCAAUCUUUGCCCUUUCCUUUUAUUUGCUUUUCUAAAUGAGCCUAUUUGUUGCUUACUACAUUGCAACUUGGAAGUUUCAAUUUGUUUUUUUUUUUUUUGUUAUGUUAUCAUGCUUUUCUCUGCUUUUCAACUUGAUUGAGGGAUGACUUCUGAUCACAUUACUACAUUUGAUUUUGAUAUCAUAUUUGAAUUGAUGAAUCGCUUCUACACACUAGGCUGCUCAUGGAAAAGAAAACCUCCGUCCAACUCGUUUGAUCAACAAAAACAAAACCGAGGUGAUUGACCAUUAACACAGCAUCUUAUAGCUAAGUUGCUAAUCAUUCUAUCUUUCUAUUUCUCUGAGAUUUUGUUUGUUCAUGUCUAGACACCAGUGAGCAGCAAGCCUAAGAAUAGCCCAGGACAAUCCUCAUAUAGCCCAAAAUCCCCUCUUCGGGCUAUGACACCAACCCGAGCCACUUCACUCACCACAUCAAAGGGCACCACCUCCUUUGACAUGGCCUCAAGGGACUGGUGCCUUCAAGACGACGGUAUUAUUGUCGCUCUGCCAUGUUCUUCCUCAACCAAGAAAUCUCCAUCAAGAGAAAGUAUUAAUGCAUACAUCAAUGGGGUUCUCUAUGGCCCUGCCAAAAAGAGAUUGCCAGUAUUUUCUGAAAUUUGCUCUGACUAGUCAUCUAAAGCUGUUUGGUCACUGGACAAUUCAACAUACAUAUAGGUAUAAUACAUACACAUACCCCUCUUGCUCUUUUCAUACCGGAAGUUAAGACUUCCAUGGCUUUUAUUUCAUUUCAUAAUUCAUACCCCACUUUUUUCCCAGGAAAAAAAAUAAAUCAUCUUACCUAUAGCAUAUUAUAUUUAGAUUAAACUGAGUAUUGUCUUUACCUGGUUACAUAGUUUUGCUCAUUGAUCUGUUACCAGUUACUAUCCUUUCCUUCAAAUUAUAGGCACACAUAUUAGAUAUAUAGAUUUGGAUGAAAUGGUAUACAUAUAGAAACUCAAAUGACGAGGCUGAAUAUGUACACAAGACCUCCUCCAUAAUGAUUUUCUUUGGGCUUGAACCUUUUGCUAUUUUUGUGUAUGAGGAUGAGGUUUUAUUGUUGCUAUUUGCUAAUAGCAUUUCAAUUUCUCUACUUGAAUUAGGUGUAUUUUCUCAACUCAUUUUCAUUCUUUCCAAUUAUAGAGAAUGAUGUCUAUUUUUAUUAUUAUUUACUGCAGAUUUUCCCUUUCAGUAGUGGGAAGUAAAAGAAAUUGACAAACAAACAUAAAGAAAGAAUCAAUAUUCAAUACUUCAAUUUUUGUGUGUACUUGCCCUAUCUUUCUCAAAGAUUACAAAAUAAUGAGUUCAUGUUUCAAAUUCCUUGCAGUAUACACUUGUAUAUGGAUUUUGUUAUUUUCCAUUCGAAAUGACAAAAUGUCCUUGAGCUUUCAAUAUUGACACAAAAUUGUCUAGUUGAUAAAAGUGACACCUAAAAAAAACUACAUAUGGUUAGAAAUCUUUUAGUCUCCAAUUUAUUGUCUUUUAAAAAUUUCAUAUGAUACAUUGUAAGAGUUUUUUUUUUCUUCCAAAAAUGUUUGGUUGAUAUUUUUUAAAAAAUAUAUCUAUAGAAUGAUAAAUAUUUUAAAAGUUUUUAAUAAUAAUGAAAUAAAAUAAUUUGAAAGAGUAAGUGAUGAAAACUUUGGAUUUUUUUUUUACAUGUUUUCGUAAUUUUACAGUUUUUUUUUUUACUUUGUUUCUAAAAUUGUUUUAUGAGAACAGUAUCAAACACUUGUGUUCGAAAAACAUUUUUUAGCUUUCUUUUUUUUUUUUUAAAAAAAAAAAUAAUAAUAAAAGGUUUCAAAAAUUUAAAGGCACCUUAUAACUACAAAUGAAGACCGUCUUAGAAUAAAAAAUUAGAAUGCUAAAUAAUUUGCAUGCAUAAAAAUAAUUGUGCCUAGGUAAAAAAUACGUACCUUACUACAUUCCCUAAAAUUUUAUUUUGUAAUAACUGCCUUACCAUGUGAGGAAUUACUUAUUGCCAGUCAAAAUAGACAACACUUUAAUAAAUAUGAAUAAAUUAUUGUUUCUAUCAAUCUAGAAAAGAAGAAAAAAUUAUGCAUUAAAAGUUCAAUUUAAUUUAUAGAUAACACAUAUUAUAACGUGGUCCUAGUGGAAGUCGUAUCUCCACGACUUUAUUCAUAUUGUUUCUAACCAUUUUAUAUUUCUUUUCCCAUUUUUAAAAGUAAUAGAUGAAAUGUGACAAAGAAGGUGAUAAAUUUCAUGUACACACAAUUCAAAAAACAUAUUACAUAGGACUUCUUAUUUAUAUAAUAAUUUUUCUUCAAAUGCUGCCAACUUAAAAGCUGCCGAAACAAUUUACAUUAAUUCUACGAAAAAAAAAAAAAACUCAUUUCACCUAUAAAUCAUUUCUCCCUCUUCUCUAAACUCUCUCCACCUCCAAACCAAAAUAAAUAAAUAAAAUAAAUUUAAAAAUUAAAAAAGAAAAAGAAAUUGUGGAGAGAUCGAUGUGUGUAUAGCCCAACUAUAAUCAAACACACCCACACAAAAUGAGCUUGAUUUUAGGCUUAUUUUUUAGUCAAAUUCUUCUUAUUACCACCUCUAAUGCUCAGCUUAGAGUUGGGUUUUACGGCGGAUCAUGCCCCGCCGCAGAGGCCAUUGUCCGGACAGUAGUCCGAAACGCCGUCGUUGCAAACCCCAACACCGCCGCUAAGCUCCUUCGUCUUCAUUUUCACGACUGUUUUGUCCAGGGUUGUGAUGGUUCGAUUCUGAUUGAAAGCGUUCCUAAUGCGGAGAAAGAUGCAUUUCAGCACCAAGGUGUAGGAGGUUUUGAAGUUAUAGAUACGGCCAAAAGAGAAUUAGAAGUCAUUUGCCCUGGUGUUGUUUCUUGUGCUGAUAUUGUUGCCUUGGCCGCAAGAGACGCCAUUACUUUGGCUCGGGGACCGGUUUAUGAGGUGCCUACAGGGCGAAGGGAUGGUCGGAUUUCGAAUCUUCUUUUGGCGAGCGAUAUGCCAGAGGUUAGUGACUCAAUUCAGCUAAUAAAGGCCAAAUUUCUAAGGAAAGGGCUCACAGAUAGAGACCUUGUAGUCCUAACUGCUGCGCAUACUAUUGGAACUACAGCAUGCUUCUUCAUGACCAAAAGGUUGUACAACUUUUUUCCCAGAGGAGGAGGAUCCGACCCUGCCAUAAAUCCUAGUUUCCUUCCGGUGUUGAGGGCGAGAUGCCCCCUGAACGGUGAUGUGAAUGCACGACUGCCGAUCGACCAAGGGAGCGAACAAACAUUUGACAUCCACAUCAUGCAGAACAUCAUGAAUGGAUUUGCUGUGUUGGAGUCUGAUGCUAGGCUUAGAGACGAUGUCACCACAAGAACUGUAAUGGACUCCUACCUUGGUCUCUUUAAUAAUCCUCUCUUUAAUCGACCAUUUUUUCAAUCUGAUUUUGCUGACUCAAUGGUGAAGAUGGGCCAGAUUGGUGUCAAGACUGGUUUUCAAGGAGAGAUUAGGAGAACUUGUAGUAGAUUCAACUGAAAAAAUGAUGAUGAAAUGAUCAUCAUAUAAAAUAUUAUAUAAGAUCUGUAUGUACGUACCUCCAGCUAGUAUUAUGUUUACUGUUUAAUUAAUUAAUAAGCUUAAUUAAACAAUGGUGUCACUUAUAUUCAUAUUGAUUUGAGUUUUUGUAUUACAAACAACACACUAUAAAUAUUUUAUGACUAUAUAUAAAAAGUCUACCGCAUCAUCUCAGAGAAA
This is a messenger RNA of Cannabis sativa, 5116 nucleotides long. RefSeq names its product peroxidase 43. The transcript has 5 exons. Gene Ontology annotation, biological process: response to oxidative stress; hydrogen peroxide catabolic process. Gene Ontology annotation, molecular function: heme binding; peroxidase activity. The coding region runs from base 3920 to 4897 and encodes 325 amino acids. Gene Ontology annotation, cellular component: plant-type cell wall; plasmodesma. The record is from RefSeq and is a predicted model, not a curated record. Lineage: Eukaryota; Viridiplantae; Streptophyta; Magnoliopsida; Rosales; Cannabaceae.